AUGAUGCAGCAGAAAAGAAGCCCCGUCUCUACUGAUCAAAGCAGUUUUAUGGACUUGAUGCCAAAAAGGCUAAAGAGUGAUGCACCUCUAACGUCUAAGGAGAAAAAAGAGAAGAUUAGUGAACGGAUUUCUGCCCUUCAGCAACUCGUCUCACCAUAUGGAAAGACAGAUACAGCCUCAGUCCUUCUGGAAGCCUUGGAUUACAUAAGUUUCCUUCACGAGCAAGUUAAGGUACUGAGCGCUCCAUACUUAUGCAGUACCCCUACACCAAUGAAGGAUGGAGAAGAACCAUGUAGCCUCAAAGCCAAAGGCUUAUGCCUUGUCCCGAUUUCAUUAACCGUUGGGGUCGUGAGCAGCAAUGGUGCAGACAUAUGGGCUCCCAUCAAAACUACACCCUCCGGUAACUCGAGAAGGUUGAUGUGGGACGAGGCCUCUGUGGUAACACAUAUCUGA
Molecule: messenger RNA, 453 nt
Organism: Striga hermonthica
Lineage: Eukaryota; Viridiplantae; Streptophyta; Magnoliopsida; Lamiales; Orobanchaceae
Source: the annotation of a GenBank genome assembly